This is a messenger RNA of Ilyonectria robusta, 1135 nucleotides long. RefSeq lists its product as uncharacterized. The record is from RefSeq and is a predicted model, not a curated record. The transcript has 2 exons. The coding region runs from base 206 to 883 and encodes 225 amino acids. Lineage: Eukaryota; Fungi; Ascomycota; Sordariomycetes; Hypocreales; Nectriaceae.
UCACGUUUCCAAUCAGGCUGACAUAUGUAGAGGCUAUGGAUUUCUCACCGCGGAGAGUUUUUAGGCCGAAGGCCGAGGGCAGAAAGUCCGAGAUCAGCCAAAGUGAGUCACCUCGGCCGGGAGUUAGUCUUAUUCCGAGGAAGCGACGUCCUGGAGUUAACUCAAAGCCUUCAAUUGCGUGCAGAAACGCAUAUAGAGUGGACGCAUGCCGAUCGUUGAUGUAUUUAUUGUUCUCCCGCGGGAGGGUCGGCAGGUCACGUUGAAGAAGCGACAUUGUCGGCUCGGCGUACCCGCCGUGACGGCCCGGAAGGGAACAGGGCAGCAGCACAAAUACAGUACAGAACAGGGCCUACAGGGCCUACAUGCCUGCGUGGGGGAAAUGCCCCGUCGCGGGCACUGCCUCCGCCACAGAAGCACCUGGACCCUGAGGCAGCACCAUCAGGCACCCCGGAAGCGCCCUGAGGCACCCAGAUGCUCAGAGGCGCACCAACAAACCACCACGACCGCGAAGAAACACCCACUCCUCCAUCAACCUGCUCAAUGGAACCCCAAACAUUCGAGUCUUGCAGCCCUGACAUGGGUACAGACUACCCCCGACCAGGGCCGUGGGCUUCUGGACCUCAAAAUGCCUUGUCGUUGGACGGCUGCCGACGAGUCGCAAGACUCUCUGGCCACUGAUCACCACCGCUACCACGAGCUUGUGUCGAUAGCUCGUCGAAUCCUGGCGGUGACGCUGCCAUUAGUCACAGUCUCGACUCAAGAAGUGGCCAUGGACUACGCCGCGGCUCCGAAGGAACGAACGAUGUUGCGCAUGAAUGACCAUGGCCUCCCCCCAAGUCGCCCCUUGCCACGGGUUCUCAGCUCGGUGUUCGCGAGGGGCUAGGGACAAGACAUGGGAGACUAUGGCCGCAUCACAACCAUGUCGGCAUAUUUUCAACUGGCGGCCUGGUUUGAGUUCAAGCCCCCGAUUGUUCCAUCGUUCGCACACCAGUCGCAGAUCAUCAUCGCCCAGCCAAUGCAGCUGCUUUGACGCACCACGGAACGUGAGGCAAAGGAGUCGGGUCCAUCACGAUCCAUGAACCAUCCGCGAGACAGCAUCGUUUCGAAACGCUGCACAGCAUAAAACACAAACGGA